Eurytemora carolleeae is the source of this 327-nucleotide messenger RNA. RefSeq names its product cyclin-dependent kinase-like 1. Gene Ontology annotation, cellular component: nucleus. The transcript is spliced from 4 exons. The record is from RefSeq and is a predicted model, not a curated record. Gene Ontology annotation, molecular function: cyclin-dependent protein serine/threonine kinase activity; ATP binding. The coding region runs from base 55 to 327 and encodes 90 amino acids. Gene Ontology annotation, biological process: protein phosphorylation. NCBI's taxonomy places the organism in Eukaryota, Metazoa, Arthropoda, Copepoda, Calanoida, Temoridae.
GUUUACAGAUAUAAUCUUCUGUAAGAUGUAAGCUGGACGGCACGAAGCAAAAUUAUGGAGAAAUACGAAAACAUCGGACUUAUAGGCGAGGGAUCUUAUGGGGUUGUCACAAAGUGCAAAAAUAGGGAUACAGGGCAGAUUGUCGCGAUAAAAAAGUUUCUUGAAACUGAAGACGACCCUAACGUGAAGAAAAUUGCUCUCCGAGAGAUACGAAUGUUAAAACGAUUGCGACAUGAGAACUUGAUAAACCUUAUCGAGGUGUUUAGACGGCGACGAAAAUUGUACCUUGUAUUUGAGUUCAUGGAUCAUACUAUUCUUAGUAAGUAA